Messenger RNA from Coccinella septempunctata (seven-spotted ladybird), 1985 nucleotides. Its product is annotated as uridine-cytidine kinase. Bases 170 to 970 code for a protein of 266 amino acids. The transcript is spliced from 6 exons. Gene Ontology annotation, molecular function: ATP binding; kinase activity. Gene Ontology annotation, cellular component: cytoplasm; cytosol. The record is from RefSeq and is a predicted model, not a curated record. Lineage: Eukaryota; Metazoa; Arthropoda; Insecta; Coleoptera; Coccinellidae.
AAAAUUACAAACCACAAAAAAAUAUCAACAAACUACAUUCAAGGAAAAACCAAAAUACCAAAAUAGAAGUAAUAGAACACGUAAAGAAAGAUCUAAACUGCACGCCAGCUAUAAAUAUUUUUGUUUCGAAGUCUCAUAUUGAUUUUAUUCUUAUUGUAAGUUAUUUAAAAUGUCAGAAUCUAGAAGAAACAGCCAUAAAAUGAAUGGAUCAAGUAGUAACACACCAUUUCUUAUUGGUGUAUCUGGAGGUACAGCAAGUGGAAAAAGUACAGUAUGCAAAAGAAUCAUGGAAAAACUUGGACAAGAAAAUGUGAAUCAUUCAGAGAGACAAGUGGUGUGCAUAUCCCAAGAUAGCUUUUACAGAGAUCUUACACCAGCUGAAAUGGCAAAAGCGGAAAGAGGUCAGUUCAAUUUUGAUCAUCCAGAUGCUUUCAACGAGACCCUUAUGAAGGAAACCUUGAUGGAUAUACUUGCUGGAAAAAUUGUGAAGAUACCAACUUAUGAUUACAAAAGUCAUACAUUGUUGAAAGACGAACUCAUAACAAUAUAUCCUGCAGAUGUGGUAUUGUUUGAAGGAAUCUUAGUGUUCUACUUUCCAGAAGUUCGUAAGUUAUUUCAUAUGAAGCUUUUUGUAGACACCCAUUCUGACACAAGGUUAGCUAGAAGAGUAAAAAGGGAUAUAAGAGAAAGAGGACGGGAAUUGGAGCAAGUUCUGAACCAAUAUAUAAAUUACGUGAAACCAGCUUUUGAUGAUUUCUGCUUGCCUACUAAGAAAUUUGCUGAUGUUAUAAUUCCAAGAGGUGCUGACAAUUUGGUUGCAAUUGACUUAAUUGUUCAGCACAUAAAAGAAUUAUUAGCUGGUGGUUCGAGGAUACCAAAGUUUGAUCAGUAUGAGAGUACUCUCAAUGCAGAAUCGCCAACAAGAAGAUCAGCUCCAACUGGAGAUCCUCUCCAUAAAAGACCCCAUUAAAUUUGCUGUAAUUCCAUGAUAGACUCGUAACGCCAGUCCUACUGUUUCAGCAAUGAAAAAUUAGCAAUACCCCCAGUUUAAGCAUAUCCCAAUUAGAGACAAACGGAGUUUGUCCCACUGUUGUUGAGUACUUUUAGAUUGUUUGGUAAUAAUAGUUUAUAUUAAUUCCUCUAGAGCUUUAUGACAAUAGUCUAUUCUAUUUUAGUAUCUUGUGGAUCAAAUCAAAACUUUGAGACAUUUUCAAAAGUUAAAGUUGUGUUUUAAAUAUCAUAGUGCUUCUUUAUUUAGUUCCAGGAAUAGUAUGAGUGCGCUGUUAUUUGAUGUUGAAAUAUUUAUUGACGAAAAAGUCAACAUUUUCACUUUCAUUAUUCUUGUUGGAGAUUGUAUUCCGAUUUAUUUUCUUUUUGUUUUCUCACUUCAUUAUUUUUUAAUUAUUUUUUCCUCAAUACUUAUAUGUUAUUUUUUUAUUAUAUUUGUUACAUUUUAAAUACUGUGUAUUUAACGCCGCCGUUUAAAGUUAAUUUUUCAGAUUAUGUCACCUACUUAAUUUUAAAUAAGCUUAUCUACUUAUGCAAAUAUAAAAUCAUUAAGUUCUUAACAUAUUGAAAAUUCUUUGUAUGCAAGAAUAAAUAAAGAAAUAAGUGCCAUAAGAAUACAUUGACGGUAGCUGAAAUAACUGAACAGAAAAUUUCAAAUUUUAAAAUACUAAUGUGGAAAAAUUUCUUCUUGCAACAUUAUGUGUUCUUUUUCAUUGUUUUCAAAAGUUGUUUUGAACAUGAACAUUCGAGUGCAAUUUAUGUUUUCAUCAACACAAAAAUUUUUUAACUCUAGAAUUGAAAGUAUAUAGUAGUACUCUAAAGAAUUCAAAUGUUGAUGAAUACAAAUUAAGAUUAAUAUUUUUUCAAAGAGUGUAUUUGUCUGAACCAAGUUCCUCAAUUCAAAUGCUUUCUAUCGUUAUUUUUUAGCAAUAUUGCUUAAUGUUGUUGUUAUUUUUGUCAUUAAAUCUAAAGAAAUA